Molecule: messenger RNA, 954 nt
Organism: Ceratotherium simum simum (southern white rhinoceros)
Lineage: Eukaryota; Metazoa; Chordata; Mammalia; Perissodactyla; Rhinocerotidae
Product: olfactory receptor 2A12-like
Biological process (GO): G protein-coupled receptor signaling pathway
Cellular component (GO): membrane
Molecular function (GO): olfactory receptor activity; G protein-coupled receptor activity
Source: RefSeq, a predicted model, not a curated record
AUGGCUCAGAAAAAUUCCAGCACCAUCACCGAGCUGGUCCUUGUUGGAUUUUCCAAUCACUCCCGGGCUGAGAUCCCCCUCUUCCUCCUCUUCUCUCUGGUCUACCUGGUGAAUCUCUUUGGAAACACAGCAAUUAUUGUUUUGGUGGUAAUUGACUCCUGUCUCCAGACACCCAUGUACUUUUUCCUUUGCCACCUGGGCUUUCUCAACAUAUUUUACACCACAGCUGUGGUCCCCAAGAUGCUCUUCAACCUCCUUGCUCUCAAGAAAGUCAUCUCUUAUGAAUUCUGCCUUGCCCAGACCUACAUCUCCCUGUUAAUGGGAGCAGCUGAGUGCAUUAUUUUGGCAAUCAUGGCUCUGGACCGUUAUGUGGCCAUUUGUUACCCUCUACGAUACCUGCUCAUCAUGAACUGGUCUAUGUGUGUGCAGCUGGCUGUGGGGGCUUGGACUGUCAGCUUCUUUGCCUCAGUGGUACCUCUCCAUUUCACAAUAGUUCCCUUCUGUGGCCCUUAUGUUAUCGAUCACAUUUUUUGUGAAGUACCUGUUCUUCUUCAUAUGAUUUGUGCUGAUACCUCCCUACAGGAGACCAUCAUGGUGAUAGGAGCAUCUGGCAUCCUCUUGCUCCCCUUCCUCCUCAUUACUCUCUCCUAUCUAUGCAUACUGGUUGCUGUGAUGAGGAUGCACUCAGCUGAGGGUAGGAAAAAGGCUUUCUCUACUUGCAGCUCCCACCUGACUGUGGUGACCAUUUAUUAUGGGACAGGGAUGUUUAUGCACAUGAGGCCCAAAUCUCUAUAUUCAGCUCAGGGUGAUAAAUUCAUCUCCUUGUUCUAUGCAGUUAUCAAUCCUGCUUUGAACCCACUAAUCUAUAGUCUGAGGAACAAGGAGGUGAAAGGAGCCUUGAAAAGAGUCUUAGAGAGAUUGGCAGUGUCCCAAAGGCAAAAGAUACUCUCUUGA